Molecule: messenger RNA, 3678 nt
Organism: Cricetulus griseus (Chinese hamster)
Lineage: Eukaryota; Metazoa; Chordata; Mammalia; Rodentia; Cricetidae
Source: RefSeq, a predicted model, not a curated record
AAGGUUUGGCUCCAGUACUCCUAUCCUCCUCUAGCAGGGACUAUCCCGCCCUCUGAAAUGACUGGCACCUACCUUCUACUCAGUUCCUUAUUUACCUGUUUGCUUUGUAAUUUACUCCUAUAAGCUCCGAGGGCAAGCUCUACACUGCCUUUUGCUCUCUCUCUUCCCAGGUAGCCCUUGGGAUAAAGCAGUUUUACAUGAAUUAAAGCAGCUUGAAAUUCUGCUCAGGACACAGGGAUACCCCAGCUGAAGAUUCUACCACUGGCAAGUCUGUGAACUUGACUUUAUAGCAGCAUCUGCUUUGGCUUGUGCAACCAGAGGACCACACUCAUCUCUUCUUUGAGCCACUAAAUGCCUGUGCGUAUCCCAUACUCCAGUAAGGGAAGAAGGGAGAAGCUUCUUGGAUGACAAUGGACGUUCCACUGUGCAGGAUGAGGGCAGAGUGUGCGACAUCACCACCAAGAGGGUGCAAUGUGAUCUUGGGCAUCUCCCUUCCCGGCCAGCACUCUGCCUCCUCUAUCCAUCAUGGUGUUUGGUGAGUUUUUCCAUCGCCCUGGACAAGACGAGGAACUUGUCAACUUGAACGUGGGGGGCUUUAAGCAGUCUGUGGACCAGAGUACACUCCUACGCUUCCCUCACACAAGACUGGGGAAGCUGCUGACCUGCCAUUCUGAAGAGGCCAUUCUGGAGCUGUGUGAUGACUACAGUGUGGCAGAUAAAGAGUACUAUUUUGAUCGGAACCCCUCCCUGUUCAGAUACGUUUUGAACUUUUACUACACAGGGAAGCUGCACGUCAUGGAGGAACUGUGCGUGUUCUCCUUCUGCCAGGAGAUCGAGUACUGGGGUAUCAACGAGCUCUUCAUUGACUCCUGCUGCAGCAGCCGAUACCAGGAGCGCAAGGAGGAGAGCCAUGAGAAGGACUGGGACCAGAAAAGCAAUGAUGUGAGCACGGACUCCUCCUUUGAAGAAUCCUCUCUGUUUGAGAAAGAGCUGGAGAAGUUUGAUGAGCUGAAAUUUGGUCAGCUCCGAAAGAAAAUCUGGAUUCGAAUGGAAAACCCAGCUUAUUGCCUGUCGGCCAAGCUCAUCGCCAUAUCCUCCUUGAGUGUGGUGCUGGCCUCCAUCGUGGCCAUGUGUGUACACAGCAUGUCGGAAUUCCAGAAUGAGGAUGGAGAAGUGGAUGACCCUGUGCUGGAAGGAGUGGAGAUUGCAUGCAUCGCAUGGUUCACUGGCGAGCUGGCCAUCCGGCUGGUUGCUGCCCCUUCUCAAAAGAAGUUCUGGAAAAACCCUCUGAACAUCAUCGACUUUGUCUCCAUCAUUCCCUUCUAUGCCACGUUGGCUGUGGACACCAAGGAAGAGGAGAGUGAGGACAUAGAGAAUAUGGGCAAGGUGGUCCAGAUCCUUCGGCUCAUGAGGAUUUUCCGAAUUCUGAAGUUAGCCCGGCACUCUGUAGGGCUUCGAUCUCUGGGGGCCACACUGAGGCACAGUUACCAUGAAGUGGGGCUACUGCUUCUCUUCCUUUCGGUGGGUAUUUCCAUCUUCUCCGUGCUUAUCUACUCUGUGGAGAAAGAUGAACUUGCAUCCAGUCUCACCAGUAUCCCCAUCUGCUGGUGGUGGGCCACUAUCAGUAUGACCACUGUGGGCUAUGGAGACACACAUCCAGUCACCUUAGCUGGGAAGAUCAUUGCAAGCACAUGUAUUAUCUGCGGCAUCUUGGUGGUAGCCCUUCCAAUCACCAUCAUCUUCAAUAAGUUUUCCAAGUACUACCAGAAGCAGAAGGACAUGGAUGUGGACCAGUGCAGUGAAGACCCACCGGAGAAGUGCCAUGAGCUACCUUACUUUAACAUUAGGGAUGUUUAUGCCCAGCAAGUACAUGCCUUCAUUACCAGUCUGUCUUCCAUUGGCAUCGUGGUCAGCGAGCCUGACUCCACGGAUGCUUCUAGCAUUGAAGACAAUGAGGAUGUUUAUAAUACUGCAUCCUUGGAGAACUGUACCACAAAAUGAGCAGGGGCAUUGGCACCGAUAUCUUGUGUCCCUUCCUGACAUUAGGUUAACACAGCUUUAUAAACCUUAAUGGGUUUGUUCAAAUAAAUCAUUUAAUUCUCAGGGUGUACCUUUUAGCCAUAGUUGGACAUUCAUUGCUGAAUUCUGAAAUGAUAGAAUUGCCUUUAUUUUUCUCAGUGAGGUCAAUUAAAUGCCUUGUUCUGAAAUUUAUUUUUUACAAGAGAGAGUUGUAAUAUGGUUUUUUGAGGAAAAAAGUAAAUGAUAUUGGGAAGGAUUUAUUGCUACGGCUUAUGCAUCAUUCUGUAUUUGUCAUUCACUCACAUUGAGCUAACUAUAAAUUACUGAUGAUAGAGCAGAGGCCCAGCUGACCGAAGACGACAUGCAUGUGAGAUCUACAACAUGAGACAAUGCAUGUAAAUCCAUGUUUAUGUUUCAGACAUGGGAAUUGGGAGCCCAAUAAACUUCUAAUUCAGUAUGGAGAAAGCCUUGAUUGUAUGUUUUUAUGUCAAGUACGAAUAUCCUAUUAUCCCAUAAUGGGCUUGGAAGGUCUUAGGGUUUCUAUUACUGUGAUGAGACACCGUGACCAUGGUUGUCUUAUAAAGGAACACAUUUAAUUGGAGAUGUCUUUCAGUUCAGAGAUUUAGUCCAUUAUCAUCAUGGGUAGAAGCAUGGCAGCAUGCAGGCCGACAUGGUGAUGGAGCUGAAAGUUCUCUAUCUUGAUCUGCAGGCAGCAGAAGGAGACUGAGUUACACUGGCGAGACUUAAGCUUCUUUGACCUUAAAAGCCCACUCCAGUAGCCCACUUCCUCCAACAAAGCCACAACUACUCCAAGGGCACACCUCCUAGUAGUGCCACACUCUAUGGGCCCGUGGGGCCAUUUUCAUUCAAACCACCACAGAAGGGAAAGACUCCAAUCACAAUAUCAAGAAUUUUUGCUUGCAACUGAGGUGAUAGCUCAGUUAGUAAUGUGCUUUCAUGGGGACCUGAGUUCUAUCUUCAGAACCCACAGUUAAAAAAAAAGUCAGGCAUGGUGUUGCAUGCAUGUCAUUGCAGAGUGGCAUUCAUUGGCUGGCCAGCCUUGAUUGCUUGGUGACUCUCAUAUCAGUGAAAGACCCUGUCUCAAAAAGACAGAUAGCAUUGAAGAAUGAUACCCCAGAUUGUCUUCUGACUUUUACAUACAUAUGCACUCGUGUGCACACCCCUGACACACACAUGUGUGCUUUAUUUUGAGUACACCCAAUGAUAUGCUAGUUUUUUUGUUCCUUAUACUUAUGGUUGGCAGGUAGAAGAACACAUCAAUAAUAAAAUCAUGUCAAAUAAUUAAAAUGAUUAAACAUGUGGAUGUUUGAGAUAUAUAAAUGUAUGGUAUAUUUUAUCUAGGUGUAUUUCCAGUGCAGUUUGAAUUUUACAAUACUUUGUACUUCUAGGCUAAAACUUGAAAAUUAAAUGGACCUGGGUAAGCCCACCCACUCAGCAGCACAGAGUCACGUGUGAGUGGAGGAAAGGAGAAAUACACAAACACAUAGAUGUGGAUCAUUAUGUAGAGGAGUGAGUGCCGAGUCUCUAAGGCAGGGGUGCCCACAACCAUUAGAUGAGCCAGUAUUUUCAAACUACCAUAUAUAAAGGGAUGGCUGCUUUUACACAGAAACCACACUACAAAAGGAGACAUACUGAUUA